This is a messenger RNA of Geosmithia morbida, 411 nucleotides long. RefSeq lists its product as uncharacterized. The transcript has a single exon. Lineage: Eukaryota; Fungi; Ascomycota; Sordariomycetes; Hypocreales; Bionectriaceae. The record is from RefSeq and is a predicted model, not a curated record. Bases 1 to 411 code for a protein of 136 amino acids.
AUGUCUCUCCACCCAAGGCAACGCCGGCCUCCGUACCCGGCAUCCCUACUCUCUGUCUCCGCGGACCAUCCCCAGACAGCCGUCAGCACCCGGAGUCUCCUACCGGCAAUCACCCACGAGGAUGCCGUCGCGUCCAUCCAGAUAAUACGCCUCGCACUGGCCGGGGACCAAUACCUUCUCAUCAGGAGCCUAGGCGUCCUCCUGACCAGCUUGGGAGACCCGAGCGGUCGCCACAGCAUCGCCGUCCGCCACUGGAGCAGGAGAGCCACGUCUGAGAUGUUGAGACGCUUCAGGGGAGAGGUCGGACGGAUCAUCCGUCGCCGCAUGCUCAUGAUACUGGGGGGGCGGACUAGGCUGGAGGACGAGAGGACCAGACGCCUUUACGAUGCCUACCGAUGGCUUCUGGAGUAA